AUGGAUAUUUCUCGAGCUGGCGUCGAGCCCGUCGUGGUCAAGUUCUAUCGACAAUACAUGCAGCAGAUCAAUGAGCUAAGCUAUCCACCUGGAUCUCUGCUGCUCGCUCCAGACAUCCAGACGUGCUUGUACAAGUACUUUUUCGAUGCAAACCAGAACAAGUUUCUACCUCCACCACGGUAUCAGACCAAAGUCCUGCGCCAGAUCAUCAGGGAGAUCGAAAAAUCGAUCAAAGACCCCGAAGAAGAGCAAGUCUCGGACCAGUUAUAUGAACACCUAGGCCACCUCUCCGGGAUCCCGCUCCCGGACCCGUCAGAAGAAGCCCAACAACUUCGCGUGCACUCUUACUUCCCACCGCUUCCGUAUGACGAGCCCGGCGUCCAGCCCGUUCUGAUCAAAGAAGCACACAAUCUUCUCUCCAAGGGCAACAACGUCGGGCUCCGGACGUGGGAAGGCUCUCUCCAUCUCGCGUGGUACUUGGCAACCCAGCGCCCAGAGCUAGUCAAAGGGAAGAACGUGCUCGAACUUGGCGCCGGGACGGGCCUUUUGUCUCUGCUUUGCGCCGGACAUUUGCGUGCUUCGUCCGUCCUGGCGACCGAUGGCUUGGGCCACGUAUGCGAGUGCCUAGAAGCCAAUAUCGAGCUUAACGUGGAAAACAACACACUGCAGAACGGUCGAGCGCCGCAAGUCCUGCAGUUGGACUGGACGGACCGUGAGGCAAUCGAUGAACUAGUGCAGAGCGUCAAGAACCCAGGCACGAGCUACGACCUGGUCAUAGGCUCAGAUAUCACCUACCACCCGGACAUUCUACGACCGUUGGCUCAGGUCCUCGGCACUUUGAAGGAUUAUUUUCCCGACAUGGUCAUCCUCAUCUCGGCAGCCAUUCGAAGCGACACUUUCUCGCAUUUCACGAGGACCUGUAUAGACGAGUUCGGGUUCACCGCCAUGGAAGAAGACGUCCACAUCCCUGACGGACUGCAGUACUCGGGCUUUUUCCAUUCGGUCAUCACGCCCAUCAAGGUCAUCUCUCUCCUGCGCUGA
This is a messenger RNA of Cladophialophora yegresii CBS 114405, 1041 nucleotides long. RefSeq lists its product as uncharacterized. The coding region runs from base 1 to 1041 and encodes 346 amino acids. The record is from RefSeq and is a predicted model, not a curated record. Lineage: Eukaryota; Fungi; Ascomycota; Eurotiomycetes; Chaetothyriales; Herpotrichiellaceae. The transcript has 2 exons.